AUGGCGGAUCUAUACGGAACCAACAACGAUCGCUCUUUUUCCUCUUCUUCUUCACUUGAAUCCGAAGAUAUGUCGUCUUUCCUCCAAACUUUCCUCAACAAUCCGUCAACUAAGGGAAACUCUUUUUAUUCAACGGAGGCGAAUCAGGUACAAAAACAGUCCGAGGGGCGUCAAAAUUCAAACCCUCCACGUUCCUCAAAGAGGACAAGAGCAGCAGAGAUUCAUAAUCUGUCUGAGAAGAGAAGGAGGAGUAGAAUUAACGAGAAACUGAAAGCUUUGCAGACCUUGGUUCCAAAUUCUAACAAGACUGAUAAGGCAUCAAUGCUCGAUGAAGCCAUUGAAUAUCUGAAACAGCUUCAACUGAAAGUACAGACGCUUACUAUGAGAAACGGGUUCGGCUUGCCACCUAUAUAUUCACAAGAACAAGAAUUGCAAAGGGGAAUGAUAUACAAUGAGGGAUUCAAAUUACCAAAUACAAGUGAAGUUGGAGUUACAUUCACCCAAAAUCAAGAUUUCUCAAUUCGAAGGGAAUUUGAUAUUCCUAACCACAUUGGGAUGCCUACAUUAACAAACAUCAUGAAACCAGAAAUUGUUUUUGGUUCGGAACUCACAAAUGAGAAUCACUAUGGGUUUACGAAUAUGAAGGAAAUAGGUCACAAUAGUGGAAAAAUGCCUUCGCCUGGCGUGUCCUUGUGACCCUUAACACUCAUUGCAUCUAGAUUGGAGGAGUAUAUAAAUAUAUCAGAAUGUUCCCUGGUUUUAUGUAGUAUAAUAAUUAUUUAAAAACAUUUAAGUUCCAAACAGAAAAAUAGAGAAGAAUUGUUUGGAUGUGACCUCUUUUGGUCAUUGAAUCUUGAUGUAGUGGUUUAUAUUUUAGCUUAAUUGCCCGAAAUGAAAACAUACUUUUUAUUUUAAUGAUUUGUAAUUUAACUAACAAUUAUGUCGAGAAUGAAUAGCAC
Lactuca virosa is the source of this 959-nucleotide messenger RNA. Lineage: Eukaryota; Viridiplantae; Streptophyta; Magnoliopsida; Asterales; Asteraceae. The record is from the annotation of a GenBank genome assembly.